Rasamsonia emersonii CBS 393.64 is the source of this 489-nucleotide messenger RNA. RefSeq lists its product as uncharacterized. The annotation marks the transcript as partial. The transcript has a single exon. The record is from RefSeq and is a predicted model, not a curated record. Lineage: Eukaryota; Fungi; Ascomycota; Eurotiomycetes; Eurotiales; Trichocomaceae. Gene Ontology annotation, cellular component: peroxisomal membrane; peroxisome. Gene Ontology annotation, biological process: protein import into peroxisome membrane.
CUUCUCAAGGCUGUGGAGGCGGGAGCCGCUGCGGGCGGCGAGGACAUGGAUCUGAACAAGAUGUUCAUGGGAAUGAUGGAGCAGCUCUCGAACAAGGAGAUGCUGUACGAGCCGAUGAAGGAGCUGCACAGCAAGUUUGGCCCCUGGCUGGAGGAGAACCGAACCAAGGUGUCGGCCGAGGAUCUGGCCCGGUACGAGACCCAGGCGCGGGUCGUCAGGGAAAUCGUGGCCAAGUUUGAGGAGGAGGGAUAUUCGGACGACAAGCCGGAGUGUCGGGCGUAUAUUUGGGACCGGAUGCAAGAGGUAGAUAGAGCCUUUAUCUUUCUUACCAACGUUUUGGUUUUGACAACAGUCGCUGACUACAUUUUCUGUCCACAGAUGCAAGCUGCCGGAAGUCCGCCCGACGAUCUCAUCGCCAAUCCACUCAUGGAAGAGCUGAAGGGCACAGCUGGAGAUGGACAGGCACCUCCAGACUGUCCACAGCAGUAG